AGGGAACCUCGAAGUUUUCACCCGAGUCCGCACAAUAAGGAAGCCGACUAUCUCCACUAUUAAGUUAAAGCGUGCACUUCUGCACAUGCGUGUUGUGAGGUCAUCUUUUUAUCCCGUAGGAAACCUAUCAGAGGCUUCGAGGAUGCUGUUGAAAGCAUAGACCUAAGAAAUACACUCAGCAGACAUACAGUUCAUCCGCCUUCUGAUUCCUUUAGGCGCUUUUUCUUCCUCCACUGUUCUUGAAGUGAAAGCUGUCCAAAGGAAACGAUCGAAAAAGCCAGGGUUUUGGUGUAGCUAUGACUGUACAGCAGCUUCUACGUGUUUUCCCCACCCCAAUGUUAACGGCAAUUACAGGAAUACCUGCUUUUUCUAACUCGGCUCUUAUAGCCUAUUUGCACACCUAACCUGUAAUAUUAGUAUUUCAGGACUUCCAUUUGCUGUUUGCUCCCAGCUAUAGGUGUAAGGUAUAACAAUUUUAUAAUGAUUUUUUUGAUAUGAAAUCAUAGGUGGUUGUGUUGAGUCAUUAGAAGAAAAAUCCACAAUCCAGAGUUGGGUAAAUAAAUGUUUUUAUUACGACCAAAAAGUAACAAAGCAAACAGCAACCCGAUUCUCACAGAGCUCUUAAUUGGGGUAGAAGGUAAGCAAAAGAAUGAGCCGCGGGAGAAGAGGGCAUUUUUGUUCAACAACAUCGAGUCUAUGUUGGCCUAAUGAACAAUUCUGUAGGACGUAAAAGCUCGCUGUUGAUUAUGCUCCUUUGUUUGUUUGUUUGUUUAUUUAUCUAUUUAUUUUAGUGGUGUUGGUUCUAAUAAAAGCAUUAGGUACUUUGGAUUGUGAAUUCCAGGGCAGACAAUAGUGGUGACGGGAAUCCGGCAGUUGCCUCACCAAACAAGUCGAGUUAUUCUAGCAGUUUCAUAUCUCUGCAGUGGGGAGCUCUGUUCUCACUUGCAGUCUGCUUCCGGGUCUUCUUUUCCCCCACAAUCACCACGUUUUUGUAAUUCUCUUAUGGCGGCGCCCACCGGAGAUGGAAGGAAAAGGAAGCAAUUUGGGAAUCGUUUCCUCACCGAUCCGGCUCGUCUUUUUCAACACAACGCCUGGGAUAAUGUGGAGUGGUCUGAAGAGCAGGAAGCAGCUGCACGAGCAAAGGUCCAAGAGAACAGUAUACACUUUGUAUCUCAAGAGCAACAAGAUGCAUAUGAGCUCAAUGCUAACAAGUAUUGGAACGACUUCUACAAAACCCAUGAUAAUGGGUUUUUCAAGGACCGACACUGGCUGUUUACUGAAUUUCCUGAGUUGGCUCCAAACCAAAAUGUUAAUCAGAUUGACAAAAGCACCUCUGAGGACAGUGACAUUGUGAGAAAUGCCAAGAACUCAGGCCCCGGAGGCUGUUGUGGCAACGGACUCGGUUCAAUGGAGACUGGAGUCUCAGAGCAUCUGUUGGACUCGGAGACAAGCAGUUUUGACACUGUUCACCAAUUGCAUAAAGAAGAGGAAAUGGCAUUGCAGAAGCUGGCAGAACUACAAUUAAGUGAUCGUGACUUCCCGGGGUCCUCUGCUACUUACCGAAUACUAGAGGUGGGCUGCGGUGCAGGAAACACAGUCUUCCCCAUCCUUCAGACCAACAAUGAUCCAGGCUUGUUUGUGUAUUGCUGUGACUUCUGCACUACAGCAGUGGACCUUGUCCAGACCCAUCCAGAAUACGACCAGUCUCGUUGCUUUGCCUUCAUUCACGACCUGUGUGAGAAUCAGACCCCCUUUCCAAUGCCAGAUGAGAGUCUGGAUGUGGUGGUCCUCAUCUUUGUCCUUUCAGCUCUUCUUCCAGAAAAAAUGCAGGGCGUCAUCAGCAGACUUAGCCGGCUUCUAAAACCUGGUGGUAUGAUUCUUUUACGUGAUUAUGGCCGUUAUGAUUUGGCCCAGCUCCGUUUUAAGAAAGGUCAAUGUCUGGCUGACAACUUCUAUGUAAGAGGAGAUGGCACCAGGGUGUAUUUCUUCACGCAAGAUGAGCUGGAUUCGCUCUUCACUACUGCUGGCUUGGAGAAAGUCCAAAAUCUGGUGGAUCGCCGUCUCCAAGUGAACAGGGGAAAGCAAGUCACCAUGUACAGAGUGUGGAUCCAGUGCAAAUACCGCAAGCCCCACAGGCCAAGGGGAGACGUGGAGCCUCUAUAAGAAAUGGCCUGACACUUUUUCAGCACUGUGGCUGGACUUGAGGCCCUCCUUGGAGAUUGCCCCCUUGGUCCAGCUACAGGACUCCAUGGUGCUUGUGUCAGAGGCACACCAUUUGGCACUAGCCUCCCAACACUUCUUGAACAUUUUAAACAGAGAGUGGAGGGGAACAGACACUUCUCACAAUGCUGAAUACUUCUCAUGGAUUUGCAUACAGCUGCAUGACCUGCAGAGUUGUUCCUCGAGUCUCCUAAUUCACAGGCCUUCCUCUAAAUUAGUUAAUUUCAUUAACCAUUCCUGCAGGGUAACUACUCAAAUCCCAGUUUGGCUGCUGCCUUUUUCUGUUCUGCUUGAACAAGAUUUUUUCAGAUGAAGGAUGGCUAUCAGACUAAUUGCAUCUCCAUUAUUUUUGUGUGUGUUUGUUGGUGUUUUUAAUGCCUGCAUCUGUCUCAGAGAUCUAAAAAGAUCAUUACCAUUGGUUUAGGGUCCUGCAUGAGUUGUCGGUUGCUUCAAGGAGCUGAUCAGCUGGCUGUUUCUAAAACAGAGAGCUGAGACUUCUUGUGCUCCAAGAUAACCAUUUCAUCUGGGAGGGUGUGUGAAUAGUGAUUGUGAAAAUGUACUGGGAAGCUUGUGGGCUUCUAGAACAAUAUUUAAACAAAAAAAUUGAAUAGAAUUGGCAGUUAUUGCUGGACCAAACUUCUCUUAGCAAAAGCAUCUUUAAAAACAACAACAACAAACUGCCUUUCUGUUUAAAACCAUCCAAGAUCGUAUACAAUCUCAAAACAAUAACAAAUAACUUUUUAUUUACAAUAUUAUAUAUGCUUUUCAACAACAACAGUUUUCAAAGCAAUCUAAAUAGCAAAAGGAAUUAGAUGUUUCCCGGUCCCAAGUGAGCUCACAGCCUAGAAACAAAAUUCUAUAAAACCAUAGAAAUCAAGAUCAGCAGACACAGACUAAAGCUACCCAAUCAGCAAUUUUAGCUAUCGUAGAGCCAGCAGCCAAGGGGGCUAGCUUUCUGAGGGAGGGAGUUCCAUAAUCUGAGUGCAACUCUAGAGGAGGCCGAGAGGCACACCAUAAUAGGUAGAGCAAGGCUGUUUCGGAUGACUUCUGCAGAUAGACAUCUCUUUUCACGUUCAGCAUCUCUUUUCGCGUUCAGCAGAGCCCUUCAUAAUCUACCUCAUGAGUAGUUCUGUGAAAAUGCAGAGUUUGCAUGACCCAUACCAGUGGAAAUGGAUCUCAACAGAGAUCACUUAACUACUUACCUGGCAUCAAAUGAAACAAGUUGUUGCCUUCAUCAUCUUCCACAACAAAACAGCAAGCUGCCAAAAUGCAUAUUGCAUUAAGCCCCAAAUGCACCCGAGGAAUUUGGUAAUCUUGCUGCUCCAACAGCAGGGUAAAUAACUAUUUUUCAUGGGGGGGGUGAUUUCUCAAAAAUUUACUUAGAAUUUUUUAAUUGGCCUAGUUUAAAGGUAAACCUGAAUUUAAUACAAGCAGACACAGUAAAGCCUAUGUGUAUAAUCUCCAAAAACCUAAUCAUGAGAACACUGGGGGACAGAUCUAACUUCUAAGGGCGGGCAUUACAAAUGAUACAAGCUAUGUGUUAUCUUUAUCUUUAUGGGCUCUCCACCAGACUCAGCAAACAAGUAGAUCAUCACAGGCACUAGAAUCCAGAAGAUGCCUUUCAGUAUCUUGGUACGGUCAUCUGCUGAGCUGAUAAGAGUGAUCCUGUAUUCCUAUUGUAUGCCCUCCAAAUAUCUGAGUGUUUUCAAUUCUCAAAUUAUGCAUAUGUGUGAAUCUACCAACCAAACAGCAUGCAUAGAUGUUUGGUCUCAUGAAGAAAUGCUGUUUUUGUCCUGUGACUAUGAUCUCUUGGUUUUUGAAAGUUCUGGACACUUCUUGCAGCCUAAUCAUAAACAUGUUUACUUGGAAACAAGUUCCAUCUUGUUAAGUGGGACUUCCAAUUAAGUGUACAGAGUCUUGCAUACACAGGAAUGCAGCCUUAGUCAUCGUGUAAGUGAACUUGUUUCUUAUCCUUGCAUGUAUGCAGAGAGAUCCAAACAAAUCUAUCUCUUGUCUCUAAAACAGAUAUAAUUCUGCCAUGCAAAACACAUGUGGGCUGCAUGACCAAAGAUUUUGGCUUAUGCUUUUAGAUUGUUUAAAGCCUCUAUUUAGCUAGAAAUCAAUGUUUUAACUAAUUGUAACAAUCACUAGGCAUGUACAGGAGAUACAUGAAUUUCAAAAUGGGAAACUUCCAUCCUGUUGGGCAGGAUGAUGGCAGCUGUUCACUAGUCUACCUACUUCAGAUGUCUUAUACUUUUGCCUAGACCUGAUGGCAACAGCAACAUACACUAGCUCUAUUUGUUCAAGCCCUGGAUAAGGGCAAGGGGGCACAAAUCCAGACCCUAGCCCUUGAGGGCAUGGAGGCUGGCUUUGUUGGGCAGUCCCCAGUGGGAAUAUCCCAUCUUUGAAAACAAGCUCUAUGUCUUUUGUGCCACCUGUCCAUGUUCAUGUUUACUUAGAAGUCCCGCUGAGUUCAAUGGAACUUACUUCCAGGUAAGAAAAUAAUCUCCCACAUAAUAUAGCCAGUAAAAGGCUUAGAGGCUGCAAUCCUAUAACAAGCAGAUAUGAGUAAACUCCACUGACGUCUCCUUGCUAAACUGGCAGAGAGACAACUUCUAAAGUGGUGGUUCUCUUCUUUUUAGCAGGAGGAGACCAACUGUCCCAAUACAGCCCAGCAUAGUGACUCUCCAGUGGCUGUUGCUGGCAUAUCUUGCAUGUGUUUUCUUUUUGUAAAAAAAAAAAAGUUUGAGUCUUCAGGAUGGGGGACCAUUUUUUCAUAUAUUUUGCUUUGUAAACUGCUUUGAGAACUUUUUGUUGAAAAGUGGUCUAUAAAUAUUUUAAAUAAC
This is a messenger RNA of Hemicordylus capensis (graceful crag lizard), 5066 nucleotides long. Its product is annotated as tRNA N(3)-methylcytidine methyltransferase METTL2-like. The transcript has 9 exons. Gene Ontology annotation, molecular function: tRNA (cytidine-N3)-methyltransferase activity. Lineage: Eukaryota; Metazoa; Chordata; Lepidosauria; Squamata; Cordylidae. The record is from RefSeq and is a predicted model, not a curated record. The coding region runs from base 1003 to 2163 and encodes 386 amino acids.